AAACGAACAGGUCAACAAACUGAGUGUUGUAAUAUUCUUGCUGGAAACAUUCUUGCACAACCUUUUUAGAAGAAGAAAAAUAGAAGGAAUUCAAAUAGGAUUCCCAGUGCUGGACACAGUGGAGAAAACACAGGAGACAAGAGAAUAGGGAUUGUCAAAAUCUGUGUCCAAGUUGGCUCCUGAAUCUUGGCAAAGUAUCCCCCGGCUUCUAGACGGGGAGUGUUAGAUCAUGAAAUUACUAACCAUCCUUCUUCUCUGCUCCAGGCUGCUGCCAAGUCUAACCCAGGAUGCAGUCUUCCAGGAAAUGGACUGCAAUGACGAGGAUGUGUUUAAGGCUGUGGAUGCUGCUCUGAGGAACUAUAACAAAAGGAACCAAACUGGCAACCAGUUCCUGUUGUACCGCAUAACUGAGGUCAAUAAGACGGUUAGCUCUGAAGUAUUUUAUUCCCUCAAGUAUGAAAUCAAGGAGGGCGACUGUCCUGUGGAAAGUGGCAAAACCUGGCAAGACUGUGAGUACCAGGAGGCCGAGAAUGCGGCCACGGGAGAAUGCUCAGCCACUGUAGGGAAGAAAGAAAGUGGGAAAUUCUCUGUAGCCACCCAGACCUGCCAGAUCACUCCAGCCCAUGGCCCUGUGAUGAAGGCCCAAUACAACUGCCUUGGCUGUGUACACCCCAUAUCAACUAACAGCCCAGAUCUGGAUCCUGUCUUGAAAUAUGCCAUUGAACAUUUUAAUAACAACACCCAGCAUUCCCAUCUCUUUGCUCUUGGAGAAAUUAAAAGAGCUCAAAGACAGGUGGUGGCUGGGUUGAACUUUGAUAUUACCUACACAAUUUUGCAAACUAAUUGUUCCAAGGAGAAUUUUGCAUUCUUAACUGAAGACUGCAAGACCCUAUCAAAUGGUGAUGCUGGUGAAUGUACAGACCAGGCAUUUGUGAAUAUUCAGCAGGAAAUCACUUCCUUUGCACAGAAUUGUGAACUUCAUCCAGGCGAGGAUGAAGUGCAAGUUCCCCUGAGGUGCACUGGCUGCCCCAAGGAGAUACCUGUGGACAGCCCCAAGCUGGAGGAGGUGCUGACUCACGUCAUCCAAAAGCUGAAUGCAGAAAACAAUGCAACUUUCUAUUUCAAGAUUGAAUCCAUUAAAAGAGCUACAUCACAGGUGGUGGCUGGGAUGAUAUAUUCUAUUGAGUUCUUAGCCAGGGAAACCGAAUGUUCCAAGGAAACCAUCAAGGAGUUCACCACAAGUUGUGAAUACAAGCAGUUUGGAAAAAAUCUAAUCUGCCAUACUCGAGUUUAUGUGGUACCUUGGGAGAACAAAACUGAGUCUACCAUCAACUGUCAACCACUAGAAAUGAUUGCAUUGAUGAAAAGGCCUCCAGGUUUUUCACCUUUCCGAACAUUACAAGUACAGGAAACAGAAAAAGAAACAACUGUAAGUCCACCCUACACUUCUGUGGUACCUGUACAAGAUGAAGAGCAGAAUCCAGAAAAUGAACAAGGACCCACUCAUGGGCAUGACUGGGACCCUGAAAAGCAGAGAAAACAUGAGACUGGCCAUGAUCAUAAACAUGAGCAUGACCAAGGCCAUCGGCACCAAAAGGAGCAUGACCUUGGUCAUGGACAUAAACGAAAACAUGGCCAGAAUCAUGAACAUCAGCCUGAACGUAACCACUAUAGCGUUAAACACCAAAGGGGACAUGGCUUUGGCCAUGGGCAUCAAAUGGGACAUGACCUAGCCAAUGGACACAGACAUAAGCAUAAAAAUGGUCAUGGCCAUGGGAAACAUAAAGAAAAAACACAUGGGAAGCACAGUGACUGGAAAACAGAGCCCUUGGCAAGCUCUUCUGAAGAUAGUACUACAUCUUCACAGACACCAGAGAAGACAGAAGGGCCCAUCCCUUCUCUAGCCCAGCCAGAAGUAGCAGUUACCUCUCCUGGCUUUCAGGAUUCAGAUCUCCUUGAAGCCUGGAUGACUACCAGAUCACCAGCUCCCACAGAGAGUGAUGAUGACUGGAUCCCCAAUAUCCAGAUAGAACCAGAUAGCCUUUCAUUUAAGCUGAUAUCUGAUUUUCCAGAAACAACUUCCCCUAAAUGUCCUGGACGUCCCUGGAAACCAGUUAAUGGAAAGAAUCCAACCAUGGAAGUGAAAGAAUUGGAUGGUUUUGAUCUCUCUGAUGCUCUUUCUUAACUUAUGCAGCCUUACCCUUUCAUCAGUAUCUCUUCUCCCAAACUCAAAUAUCCUCAUGUGAGGCACCAAACACCAUGACAUUUUAGAACAGUCUAGAGAGUAGCGAGCCACUGAGAGAGGACAUCCGUGAUCUCUGAGCCUGUGGGAAAGUGUGUGCUUGAAUUUUAAAUCCUAAAUCUUUCUCACCAUGGAUUUUCUAAAUUAUCAGAACACAGACAAACUAACCUAAUGUGCCUCAUGACCUAUUGCAGUUUGCCUCUCUGAUAAGGCAUGUGUACCUUAAAGUGCACAUUAUCAGUGUUCUUACAGUGAUUCUUGCCAUGCUAAUGGUGGCACAGCAUCUAGUCCACAAGUGUGUGAAAAUAGAGGAAGUCCAAAGAUGGAAUGUUGAACUUGGAAAUGGGGUGAAAAUAAUAGGAAAAUCUUUCAGUUAUUGGCUAACAAGAAAGAAAUACAGGUUAGCCAAAGGAAGGAAAGGGGAAAGUAAGCUGACGUUCUGUUUUCUAGUUAUGUCAAAUAUAUACCCCACUUGACCAAGAGUUCUCCUGGGUUUUUAAUUUCUAUGUACUUACUACUCUGGGCCACAAGACUUUCAAAUAGGUUUCUGUUUAUUUUUUUGCUAAGGUUACAUUGAACAGUCCUCCAUUUCCAGAAACUCUGGGU
This is a messenger RNA of Perognathus longimembris pacificus (Pacific pocket mouse), 2848 nucleotides long. It is a transcript of the gene Kng1, whose product is annotated as kininogen 1. NCBI's taxonomy places the organism in Eukaryota, Metazoa, Chordata, Mammalia, Rodentia, Heteromyidae. Gene Ontology annotation, biological process: positive regulation of cytosolic calcium ion concentration; negative regulation of endopeptidase activity; negative regulation of blood coagulation. Gene Ontology annotation, molecular function: cysteine-type endopeptidase inhibitor activity. The record is from RefSeq and is a predicted model, not a curated record. The transcript has 10 exons. Bases 230 to 2185 code for a protein of 651 amino acids. Gene Ontology annotation, cellular component: blood microparticle; extracellular region.